UCCUUCCCAGAAGAGUAGAGGCUGUUAGUGCAACACAGGAGGUACAAUCUUCCUAUUAAUUCACUAAAACAAUAAUUAAUACACCUGAAAAAACACUAGACAGGCUGGUGUCUGGAUAUUUAUAGGCAUGCACUGUAUCAUAAUCUGUUGAUUAGAUAUAGUGAGGGGAAUAAGUAUUCAGACACUUGUUUAAACCAUUUAAUAUACUUGCAUAUGGCUACUUCAAAUUUACAAGCAUAAUGUCUUUUGACUUUCCACUUAUAAAUAUGCACAAAAAAAUCCCCUGGAUGGCAUUAUGGCUCUGAAUUAUAACUGAUUAUUAUUAUGAUGAAUUACAGCUAAGGUGGCCCUGGAGGAAUCCUGGUGACUAAUUUUAGAGUGGCCCACAGCAUUGGAAAAAGAAACGUAAUCUUUGAUAAACCAAUGAGUCAAUUCCAACUGAAUUAUAUAAAGAGCCUUACACAGUCUGUUUUGGAUUGAUGUGUACUGUGGUCCUUUGCCUGUUUCUGUUGCUUGGAUACUGAGGAACUGCUUGACACUCAUACUUUCAAGGACUUGAAGAGAAAGCAGGGAAAACCAGAAGAUGGGUGGCUUGAAAUAACAAUUACAAUUGUAGACUUUUGGUAAAUAUUUCUAUAUUAAAAGUAGCUUUUAUAUUGUGUUCACUACUAAAGAGCACAGUAGGUCAUGGUUCAAAAUGUUUCCAGAAAAAACAUCAAUGAAUUUGUUUUUACAGGAUUUGACACUAUAGAAAAACCAGUGGCUGUUGGUAUUGUCAUACUUACUGUAUACAUUCUUGCAAUGCUUGCUAACUUGGCAAACAUAUGCUUUAUAGUCAUUGAUAAACGUCUACAUCAGCCAAUGUAUGUCUUCAUCUGCAAUUUAGCAAUUGCAGACAUGCUGUACUGUACAUGUUCAUGUCCAACUAUGAUAGGCAUCCUUAUAGUUGGCUAUAAAACCAUAUCUUAUGUACCAUGCAUCUUACAGAUGUAUGGUUUUGGUUUAGGUUUUGUGAUGGAGGUGUUUACAAUUUCUGUCAUGGCUUUUGACCGAUUAAUUGCCAUAAUCAAGCCACUGCGCUACCAUUCAAUUCUGACAAAUGUACAUUCUGUUAUUCUCACUUUCUUGCUGUGGAUCCUGGUUUCUGCUGCAAUAGCAAUUGUUCCUGGUACUGUGGUUCCUUUACCAUUAUGCUCCUCAACUAUAAAGUAUGUUUUUUGUGAUUAUGCAGCUGUUGUCAGAGCCACUUGUGUAGAUCCAAACCCAUAUUUUGAUUUGAUAUCAAGUUUCACCUCUUUCCUGAUGUUUGGAACAUUCAGUUUCAUUUGUUUAUCUUAUCUUAAAAUAGUUAUUGUUGUUGUCAAAAUGACCUCAAUAGGUAGCAAGAAAAAAGUGUUUGAUACUUGUUUAAGUCAUUUAGUAGUGAUAAUCUGCUAUUAUGGACCUACAUUCAUUCUAGCAGUCCUGACCAGGCUUGGGGUAGUUCCCCUUCAGGAACUCGAGUUGCACGUUUUAUCACUUGAGGAAAGAAAUGGUCUGAGAGUUGGGACGAUUCUUGGUCCUUCGUUAGUAAAUCCCUUUAUAUAUUGUUUUAGAACUAAAGAGAUUAGAAAUAAAAUAUUAAGAAUUGUGUCAAAAGUUGAACCAACUGAAUAAAACUUUUUGUUUUGGACUUUUUUGUGUAUAGUGUCUAAGAUCACUUUUUAUUAGCUUUGCAACACAUGUUUUGCUUAAGGUUUGUUUGUAACUCCAUAUAGAACAAGAAAAUAUACACCAAAUUGAAAGUAUAUUACUUAUGGUCAUGAGCUGUGCACAUGUGGUCCUGAUUUUUACUCCUCCAUUUUCAAAGAACAUUCCCAUGAACCUGAACAGAGUUUUUUAUUUCUGUCAACAUAAAAAUGAUAAAUCAUUUUGAAACUACUUACAUGAGCGAUCUAAUCAAUUAGGUGGCAAUAGUAUUUCAUACUUUCUCUAGUAUGACAUAGGUACAUCAGUAUGUUUGUAUUAUUAUGUAUAGUCUUGAGAAACAAUUUGCAAGUAAGACUUUCAUGGUCCUUUGGUACAUAUGAUAAUAAAGUGACAUGACUUGACUAAUGAACUUGUAUGUCAAACUACUGAAGAAUAACAUUAAGAGCUGAUGUAUUGAGUGGUAGAAAAGGAGAAAUGCAGAAAAAUAUCAACAUUGCCAAAAGCUCAUUCUUUCAUUCAUCUUCAAUAACUUCUUUAUCAGGGUCAGGUUCAUGGUGGGCCAAAUGUUCUAAAAAAUAAAAAUAAAUAAAUAAAAGACAAAUACUCUGCCUUCUUGCUCCACCUCAGACAUCACUUCUUCUGACCUCAGCUUGCGUUUUUCUUAUUUCUGCUUUGGCAGCAAGCUAAACAAAGGCCCAGUAAAUGUCGUAGACGGAAGUCAGGGUCAAACUCUAUUUACUGUAGACCAAUUUGUGAAACUGUAACACAAAUGAACAAUGGAAAACAAAUACUAUCUCUUACAAAGUUACAGUCACAUAGCUCAAAACAAUAUGUAAAAUUCUUAUAAAUCACCUUUACAUAACUUAGAACAUAGCGGUGUUAAGAUGAAUAAACAAUCUAGCAUCACAAUUAUGUGCCUCGAGUUACAUUUAGCAUGUCACAUGUAAAUAGUUCUCAAACAUACACAAAACUUAUCCAAAUAUACAUAAUAAUAUGUUACUGCAUAGAUUAACCUUUUAAACUUUCAGAUUGUGCUUUUCCAAGAGCAAAACAAGAAAGAUGGGUGUGGAUGCACAUCUGCACUCUGCACAAUAAGGUCUGACAUCCAGAAUGGCUGAUGAAUUACUAAAAUUGACAGAGUUCUUAAAGUGACCACUAGGUGUCAGUACCAACAGAGAGAAUAUUACCAGGGCCAGGAUAUCACUACACCAGCCAGCUCCACUUUGGAUGUCGCUCCGUCUACCUACUCCACCGAGGACAUUGCUCUGCUGAGGACGUCGUUCCUCGCCUCUGCUUCAUGGUGUACGUUGCCCCCCCCCCACCA
This is a messenger RNA of Pangasianodon hypophthalmus (striped catfish), 3013 nucleotides long. Its product is annotated as olfactory receptor-like protein OLF3. The transcript has 2 exons. Bases 688 to 1656 code for a protein of 322 amino acids. NCBI's taxonomy places the organism in Eukaryota, Metazoa, Chordata, Actinopteri, Siluriformes, Pangasiidae. The record is from RefSeq and is a predicted model, not a curated record. Gene Ontology annotation, biological process: G protein-coupled receptor signaling pathway. Gene Ontology annotation, cellular component: membrane. Gene Ontology annotation, molecular function: G protein-coupled receptor activity; olfactory receptor activity.